GCGCCGCGCUGCCAGGAGGGUCCCAGCCUCCGCCGGCAAACGGCGAGCGCGUCGGGCGCUGGAGGAGCCCGGCCAGGUUAUUUUAUUGGCUGUGAAGAACCACGGACCUUUUGUGCCCUGAUGGGGGACUCGGGAUCCAGACGAUCGACUCUUGUAUCUCGCUUGCCAAUAUUCAGGAGAAGUGUUAGCCGGAGACACGACUCCCUUCCUUCCUCGCCUUCUUCUGCCAAUGCCAUUGGUGUCCACACCUCCUCCCCAUCCAGCACGAACUCCAGCUCAGGGAGCACAGGAAAGCGCCGGAGUAUUUUCCGCACUCCUUCCAUUAGCUUCCAUAACAAGAAAGGGAGUGAGCAGAAGCCUGAUUCAGCAGGUCAAAAUGUUAACAUCUCAAAUGGUGCCCAGUCCUCUCUUAGCACUUUUCAAAAACUCAGCUUAGACGAGCACAUAAAAAGCAGAGGAAGGCAUUCAGUUGGCUUUGGCAGCUCACGUAACAAGAAGAUAACAAGGUCUUUGACAGAUGAUUUUGAAAAGGGAAAGGAGCCCUCAGCUAAUAAGAAUGUCUUUAUCAAUUGCAUAAGCUCUGGGAAGAAUGAGUGUGAUGAUUCGGGCUUUGCAGAAGAGCGAAGCCGAUAUUCUGUCAAACAGUCCACACGAAAACUUCUCACCAAAUCUUUUUCAUCACACUACAGAUUUUCCAAACCAGUUCCAGAGAGUCAGUCGGUUUCCUCUGUGCAGCAGCCCCGGUGCUUGCUGGAAGUUAAAUCCUAUGUGGAGAGUGAACCUGUGAUGGCCAAGUCAUCUCCUCCAUGCUCGGCUGAGACAACGGAGUGCAUGGGCAGCUCCCUGCAGUCCCCGCUGCUCUCGGCUGACCUCACAGCUGCCCAGACCCCCUCGGACUUCAUCGCUCUGACCGAGGACUCUGUUUCAGAGGCUGAUGCCCUGCCCAGCAGUGGGCCUGGGGCACUGCUCACAGAGGAUUUUGGCCAUGAUGUCUCUACCGCUCAAAUCUUCUUUAAUCCUGCUGCUGCUCCUGUGAGGGAGAGAGAUACUGUGCAAAGUGCUGGCCAUUCUGCUGGUGUAUCUCCUGUGAGUCAUGCAAGCUCGUGCAGCGUAGAAUCCAGUACCUUAUUCAAAACCUCAGUUGCUAAUCAAACAAAAGUACUGUUGCAAGCCAAUGGACUAUAUAUUAAUGAUGCCAGGCACAUAGAAAAAAAUAACUCAGAAAAUGCACAUUUAGAAACCUUGAUGUUACAGCAAAGUGAAGAACCAGUGACACUUUCUCCAAAGGCAUGGGGCUUGAGUGGCAGCAGAGAUGAAAGCACUCCAUGCAAGCACAUGAGAGACACAAUUCCUGUAGUGGGGUCUAACACUGUUCCAUGUUCUGAACCUCAGUCCUUUAAAACACAACAGGGUUAUGAAUCAAACCAUCCUAAAGUUGAUCUUGCCAACAGCCUCAGUCCAUACAGGGAAGGCAGAUUUGUUGAGAAACGACUGAGGUCCUCUUCAGAAGGCACUGCUGGGGGCAGCCGGCUAAUCAUAAAACCGAAGGAUGGAAAUGCAGAAGAGCUUAACAGCCUAAGGAAGCAUAGAGCAAGCUCGUCCUCUUCUAAAAUGAACAGCAUGGAUGUUUUGAAUAACUUGGGUUCCUGUGAGUUGGAUGAAGAUGACCUAAUGCUUGACUUGGAGUUCCUGGAAGAGCAACAUCACCAGCGUUCUGUGUGCCGGGAAGACUCAUACCAGUCAAUAGUGUCAUGUGCUGCUGUAGUACUCACCCCUGUAGAGACAACAGUGGAUACAAGGAAAAAAGAACAGAUGAUAAUGCCUGAUGUGUCCAAACAGAAUCUAUCCUUGAAGCUGUCAAAGGAGGUGGAGCAAGGAGAAGCCAGGUACCCUCGUGUCAGCCAGCUGGCUGGCAGCCCAUCUGUGGAGUGGCCUUUCACUGGUCUGGAAGAAGGUGGAGGCAUUGAGUCUCUGCCCUUCAGAUUGAUGCUCCAAGACUGCACGGCUGUCAAGACAUUGCUUCUGAAAAUGAAGAGGGUUCUUCAAGAGAGUACGGACAUGAGCCCAGCUGGCAGCACAGCCUCCCUCCCCAUUAGCCCCCUUCCUGAGGAGCCAUUGUUUUUCAAGGAUGGAAUAAAAGAUGAAUGCUCAGUGCUGAAGCUGCAGCUGAAGGAGAGAGACGAACUCAUAGCCCAGCUUCGUGAGGAGCUGGAAAAGGCUCAGUGCUUUCAGAAGGCUCUUGCUUCCCAAGCAGACAAAUCCACACAGACAGAGCUCGUAGGCCAUGAUACUACAUAUCCAAUCAGAAUGGUGAGCCAAAAUCUCAGCACAAGGGACAGAAAGUCAGCACUUACUCCCACCGAGGACCCUUUUAGACACCCACCAGGCAACCAAGCAGCAGCAUAUGAAAGCAAGAGCUGUCAGCUGUCUAAUUUGUGUCUGAGCAGCCUUCUGAAAGAGAAGGAGAUUGUGGAAGCCAUCAAGCACACCCGAGGCACAUAUGAAACCCUGGCCUCAGAGGCCACCCAGAACGGUUUGGCUGUCACAGCCCCUAGCACAGCAAAGCCACCAUCCAAGGCCGACGGCUUCCCUGUGUUCUCAGGAGUUCCAAAAGACCAAAGUGCUGUGCCUCGGCAGCACACCACCUUCACAGGGAGACUGGGACAGCCCCCGAGGGGACCCAUCUCUUUACACAUGUACAGCAGAAAAAACGUUUUCCUCCACCACAAUUUACACACGGCAGAGCUACAGACUUUAGGUCAACAAGAUGGCUAACAAGGUGUUUAUUUUCUUGCCAUGGAAGGAGAGUUGAUUAAAGAGGGGUGUAAGCUCACCUAGACCUCUGUCUUCAGUUCUCAUCUGCUGCUACUUUCAUGUGAAAAAAAAAAAAAACAAACUUUGGAGGUUCCAUAUUUUCCCACCUUGUACUGAGGCAAAAGAAUGAACAAGAUUGUUAAAUAACUGGGCUGAUUUGUUGUGCAGAAGUCACCAUGAGUUUAAUAAAGGGGAC
Messenger RNA from Vidua macroura (Pin-tailed whydah), 3010 nucleotides. It is a transcript of the gene CCSER1, whose product is annotated as coiled-coil serine rich protein 1. The transcript has 10 exons. NCBI's taxonomy places the organism in Eukaryota, Metazoa, Chordata, Aves, Passeriformes, Viduidae. The record is from RefSeq and is a predicted model, not a curated record. Bases 121 to 2775 code for a protein of 884 amino acids.